ACUGAAGACGAAGCAGACGUCCUGUGAUUAAAAAAAAGUUUCGACAGGACUGUGCUGGUUCAACACGAGGUUCUGAGAUCUCUAAACGAACUCAAUAUCGGCACUUAAAACUGUAGCUGAGGUCUUUCAACUUAUUUACAGCCAUCAGGGUUAGUGAAUCAUGAAUGUCCAAGUGGAAAGAAAUUCCCAGAACCUCAGACCAGAGAUGCCAGCCAUCUUUGAUGGCAUGAAGCUGGCUGCAGUAGCCACUGUGCUGUACAUCAUAGUGCGCUGCCUUAACCUAACAAGUCCCUCAUCAGCCCCUAAAAUCACCUGUCGGAAUACACCACUUAAUCAAUACCUGCUCAAGUCCUGCUCUAUUCUAAACAAACAGUACGUUCCACCAUUACUAUGGGGUAAAAGUGGACAUUUUCAAACUGCGCUCUAUGGAAAGAUGGGUCGGGUGAACUGUCCUCAGCCCUGUGGCAUGCGCUUGUAUCUUCCAAUGCACGAUGGAGCUACAGCCACGUUUGACCUUUUUGAGCCUGUUGGUGAUCAUGUAACCGGUGAUGACAUAACCAUGGUGAUCUGCCCAGGGAUCGGUAACCACAGUGAGAAGCAUUAUAUCCGUACCUUUGUGGAUCACUCCCAAAAGCAUGGCUACAGAUGCGCUGUGCUUAACCACCUGGGGGCCUUACCAAACAUCGAACUCACCUCCCCGAGGAUGUUCACCUAUGGCUGUACCUGGGAGUUUUCAGCCAUGGUGAGUUACAUAAAACGUACAUUCCCUCAGACCUGGCUCAUUGUGGUGGGCUUCAGUCUAGGUGGGAACAUUGUGUGUAAGUUUCUGGGAGAGAACCAGGCCAAUCAGGACAGGGUGUUGUGCGGUAUCAGUAUCUGUCAGGGCUAUUGUGCUCAGAGAGCCCAUGAUACAUUUUUCCAGUGGGACAAUUGCAGGAGAAUUUAUAACUUUUUCAUGGCUGACAAUAUGAAAAAGAUCAUCCUGACCCACAAAAAAAGCUUGUUUGGACCACAGUCUGGCAAACUGGAUGCUGGAGACUUAAGGUCUCUCUACAUGGCCACAUCUCUUGCUCAGAUUGAUGACUGUAUCAUGAGAAAGUUCCAUGGUCAUAAUUCCUUGAAAGAGUUCUAUGAGAAGGAAAGCUGUGUACAUUACAUUCGCAAUGUUAAUGUUCCUCUUCUCGUGAUUAAUUCAUCAGAUGAUCCUCUUGUCCAUGAGUCUCUUCUGGACAUACCUCACACCCUGGCAGAACAUAAAGAGAAUGUAAUAUUUGUGCUGACACAGCAUGGAGGGCAUAUGGGCUUCUUUGAGGGCACCAUGCUCUUCCCUCAGCCUCUUACCUGGAUGGACAAAGUCAUCAUCAGCUAUGCUAAUGCCAUCUGCCAGAGGAAGAAGGAGUACCCACAGUAUCACCAAGCCAUGGACUGUACAGAACUCAAAGGCAAAGCUUAGCACAGGAAAAAGACCACAGCAAACAUAAUUUUCUUUUCACUCAUUAUCAAGUGUAACUCGAAUGCAUUCAAGGACUUUCAAAGGCUGACUCACUUGUCUCCGUGUAUACUGAAUUUAAAAAAAAAUGGAGACACAUGAAGACAGUAAAUAACACACUUUCUAUGUUCCCUCACCACAACUGUACAAUACACAGUAGUAAGGGAGCUUCUUCUGUACAAGCUUGUUUUUAGUACUGAAGUGAGCAUAUGUCUAUAAGUGAUCAAGUGCAUUUAAAAAUAAUAAUACAUAUCAUAGUUCAUUUUAGUUAAUAUGAUGGUAACAUUUACAUGGUGACUUAAUGUCUACAAAAUAGACACUUUCAGCAGAAGAAGGAUUUGUGUUUGCACAAAUACUGUCAGUUUAUCAUGCUGCCUUACACACUGAUAAGAUUGCUGUAGUCACUAUUUGCUCUCCGGUAAUGAGUAACCGCUAAUGAUUUGCUAGAUGGCUCUCU
Messenger RNA from Clarias gariepinus (North African catfish), 1946 nucleotides. RefSeq names its product abhydrolase domain containing 2, acylglycerol lipase b (gene abhd2b). The coding region runs from base 161 to 1453 and encodes 430 amino acids. Gene Ontology annotation, cellular component: sperm plasma membrane; sperm flagellum. Gene Ontology annotation, biological process: steroid hormone receptor signaling pathway; acylglycerol catabolic process; medium-chain fatty acid biosynthetic process. Gene Ontology annotation, molecular function: acetylesterase activity; monoacylglycerol lipase activity. The transcript has 11 exons. Lineage: Eukaryota; Metazoa; Chordata; Actinopteri; Siluriformes; Clariidae. The record is from RefSeq and is a predicted model, not a curated record.